Molecule: messenger RNA, 1430 nt
Organism: Cucurbitaria berberidis CBS 394.84
Lineage: Eukaryota; Fungi; Ascomycota; Dothideomycetes; Pleosporales; Cucurbitariaceae
Exons: 2
Coding region: 93-956 (287 amino acids)
Cellular component (GO): Ski complex
Molecular function (GO): protein binding
Source: RefSeq, a predicted model, not a curated record
ACAUUGUUCACUGUGCAAUGGCGCAUUCUUAACCCGACUCAGGCCGUAUUGACGGCUCGUAGCCCUCUCACCUAACCGCUACUAUUAGUAUCAUGUCUACCAAAACUGCGCUCAAGGCCGCGAAAUCCGCCAUCGACGCCAAGAAAUGGGACGAAGCAAAGGAGCACGCGAAGACAGUAGUCGAGAAAGACCCUAACAAUUACUUUGCGCAACUAUUCCUAGGGCGCGCCAACGACGGUCUUAGCAGGUUCGACGACGCAGCGAGGGCAUAUAACGACGCGGCCAAGAUCAAGCCAGACGAUGCGCAGGCAUGGUUAGGGCUCAGGAGCAUGUACGAGGGCCUAGGACCAUCAAAGGUGGAAGAGAACAUCGAGGUCGGCCUGAGGCUGGCUGAGAUCUACAUGAAUCUCGACGACAUCUAUCGAAGCCAGUGCGCAAUCGACAAGCUCGUAGACCACGCCCGCAGUCACGGCACAAAGCCACAGUACGCACAUGCGCUUGCUACCCAACUCCCAUCCUCAUCCAUCUACUCGUAUCUCGAAGGUCGCCUACCAGACCCAUCCAAGACCUACACGCGCAUCGCCGAUAUCCACGAAACGCAGGAAGCGCAGAAGAUCAAGAAGCUCAUAGACGAACGUAAGACUCGUCUUGGUGCGACACUCGAGAGCACAACAAACUCGGUCAAGAGCGAGAUUUACGCCACGAGUCCACUGGAAGGCAUAUACGAGGAGAUCAUCAAUUGGACCAACGACGACGAGCUGCGAAGACAAUACGAGGAGAAGCUGCUCGGGCGCGCAUAUGAUACCCUACUCGUCCUACCGGCGGGCGAGAAAGCCGAGAAGAGGGACAAGGUGAUGAAGUUAGCUCAUGAUAUGGUGAUCAUCAAGCAUCCGUACCUACUCGCGUGGCAGAUCGAGCUAGAGUGGAGGUCAGGCCUGGAGGUAGAGGCGUAUUGAGGUCUAUUUCACAACGAUAUGCAUUGCAUGGCGUCUAGGAUACAAAAAGGCAUUUAGGAAAUUUUAGGUUAAUACAUACACGGACUGGUUAUCAAAAGCUUCAUUACACAGCUCUAUAGUUGCACGACUGGAUGUCCUGCGCAGAUAUCUCCUGGAAAUCAAUUAAUCAAUCUCAAAUUCUUAACUCCACAACACCAGCUAUGCUAUUUUGCCCGUCUUGAUACUGUACUCUUCCUCGUGCCCGCAACGCUACUACACAGCAGCUCCACCAACUACAAUCCUCCUCUUCUCCUCCGCACUAAACACACUCCCACCCUGCUUCAGCGCAUGAAUCAACAUAGGCAGACUACUCGCCUUGAAAUCCUGUGCCUCGCGCACCUUGUCGAGAUCAUCUGCGAGCUCCGUGGUAAUUCUGCGCAGGUAAAUGGCAUCAAAGUCCUCUUGAGUUUGCGCUGGCGUUUGGAUUUUUGAGCU